This is a messenger RNA of Zophobas morio, 1671 nucleotides long. RefSeq lists its product as uncharacterized. Bases 26 to 1603 code for a protein of 525 amino acids. The record is from RefSeq and is a predicted model, not a curated record. The transcript is spliced from 9 exons. Lineage: Eukaryota; Metazoa; Arthropoda; Insecta; Coleoptera; Tenebrionidae.
GAUAUCUGGUUCAAUUAAGUGUAAGAUGAAAAGCAUGAUGUAUUUUUUAAUAAUACUAAUCUUCAUCGCCUCCUGUGUUUCAAACCCACUUCCACCAUCUUUCCCAAAAUGCAACCGAAAACAAGCAGAUUUUGACGACUGUUUCUCGAAGGCGGUGGCAGACACUAUUUCUCAACUGAAACAAGCCUAUCCCAAAGUGGGUAUUCCCAGUCUUAACCCUCUGGUUAUCCCCGAAGUUACUAUAGGUGCUGGUACUUCAGCCGUCCAGUUCACCCAAAAUUUCAAAAACAUCAAAAUUACCAAACUCACAGACUUCACGUCAUUAAAAGCCAAGAUGAAUUUUGACAAAAAGGUUCUAUACAUAGAAGCGGAAUACCCAGAAAUAAACUUUGAUUUUGAAUAUGACAUUGAUGGCAAAAUCCUAAUGCUGCCGAUCACAGGAAAAGGCCCUGGAUUGAUGCACACCGAACAAAUUUUACUAAAACUGACGUUUAACUUGGAAGAAAGCAACAAUCAUUAUAAAGUGGUUCAAACUAAAGCCAUUUAUGACAAAAUCGGGCAUUUUACUAUCCAUUUUGACAAUUUGUUUAAUGGGGACAAAGUCUUGGGUGACAAUGUUAAUAACGUGAUCAAUGAAAACUGGAAAGAUGUUUUGGUUGAUGUGAAGGGUGGUUAUGAAGAUGCAGGUGCUGCAGUGUUCCACAGUAUCUUCAAUAAUUUGCUUGCCCAAGUUACUAUAUCAGAGAUUUUUGCAGUGGAUAAACAAGUUGUUAAUAGGAAAAAAUGUCUGUGCCAAAGUACUAUUCUCUGUUUGCUACGAAGUUCAAACAUGGUACCGAUCUUGGUCGUACUCUUCAUCGGCUCCUGCUUGUCGACUCCACUUCGUACUAGUAAGUACUUUUUAAAAAACCUCGCUGAACAAAAUUUUCCAGCAUCGUCUUUCCCAAAAUGCAACCGAAAGCAGGCGGAUUUCAAUGACUGUUUGUCGAAUGCUGUGGCUGUAACUUUCCGUCAACUUAAACAACCUCAUCCUGAAGUGGGUUUGCCAAAUUUUGAACCCCUGACUUUACCACAAGUGAAUAUCGCUGCUGGUACUACCGCCGUCCACUUUAGUCAAAAUUUCAAAAACGUCAAAGCAAACAAGCUUACUGAAUUCUCGUCACUCAAAGCAAAAAUGGAUUUUGAUACAAACAUUCUCAACUUGGAAAUCUAUUACCCAGAGUUGAGCUUUACUUUUGACUAUGAUGUUGAUGGUAAGAUUUUAGUUCUGCCGAUCAAAGGACAUGGUACUGGAAGCAUGGCCAACAAAAACACUUUAGUAGCAAUAACUUAUCAUCUAGAAGAAAAAAACAACCACUAUAAAGUGGUCAACACUGAAAUGAUGUACACAAAAAUGGAAAACUUUCAUAUUAAUUUUGACAAUUUAUUUGACGGAGAUAAAGCUUUAAGUGACAACGUCAACAAUGUAAUAAACGAGAACUGGAGGGACGUUUUUAACGAUGUUAAGAGCGGUUAUGAAGAAGCAGGCGCUAAAGUAGCCGAGAGUGUCUUCAGUAGUUUGUUAUCUAAAGUUACUGCAUCCGAACUGUUUGGUGAACCCUAAAUUCGAUCUUUGAAUAGUUGUAAAAUUUUCUUUCAAUAACACAAUAAAGAAGAUGUAGAUUUCAACAA